Messenger RNA from Armigeres subalbatus, 718 nucleotides. Its product is annotated as histone H2A-like. The record is from RefSeq and is a predicted model, not a curated record. The transcript has a single exon. The coding region runs from base 173 to 703 and encodes 176 amino acids. Lineage: Eukaryota; Metazoa; Arthropoda; Insecta; Diptera; Culicidae. Gene Ontology annotation, biological process: heterochromatin formation. Gene Ontology annotation, cellular component: nucleosome; chromatin. Gene Ontology annotation, molecular function: protein heterodimerization activity; structural constituent of chromatin; DNA binding.
CCGCCGCCGCCGGUUUUCGGUGCCAUGCUUGGAUGGUACUUCGGUGCGUCGUUCGUUCUUUCGAACUGCCAUCGGCUUGCCAGUAUCCCAGCGCAAUGCAGACCGAGGGACCGCCCCUUCGGUGUUCGGUACCAUUGGUGACCGCUUGCUGGCACCGCCUUUCGUUCGCUCGAUGCCAGUGCUGUUGCGCAAAACCAGUGCCAAGGCAUCUUUUCCGGCAUCUCUCUCAUCCAGUCAGUCAUCCAGCCACCAACUGAGCGCGGCGAUCAUCAAAUCAGGCGCAACCAACCAAACAACCAACCAACCAACCAAAACGAUGUCUGGCCGUGGCAAGGGAGGCAAAGUCCGGGGAAAGCCGAAAUCCCGCUCCGUACGCGCUGGGUUGCAGUUCCCGGUUGGUCGCAUCCACCGUCUGCUCCGGAAGGGUCACUACGCCGAACGUGUGGGUGCCGGUGCCCCGGUCUAUCUGGCCGCCGUGAUGGAGUACCUGGCAGCGGAAGUGCUCGAGCUAGCAGGAAAUGCCGCUCGCGAUAACAAAAAAACUCGCAUCAUUCCCCGCCAUCUGCAGCUGGCUAUCCGUAACGAUGAGGAGUUGAACAAGCUGCUUGCUGGCGUAACUAUCGCCCAAGGUGGCGUCUUGCCCAACAUACAGGCGGUUCUGCUGCCGAAGAGGACCGAGAAGAAGUCGGCCGCCACCACCUGAACACAACAGCCCAAA